AUGUGGCACCUCUACCUCACCACCCUUUUCCUCCUCAACCUCUCCCUCUUCACCACCGCAGCCCCUAUCUCAUUCGCCUUUCCUCUGAUCCCUCGCGACGCCACCCUCACCCAAGCCCAGGUGGAAGCCAUUGCGCCGAAAUCAAACACAUGCGCCGAUGCUCCAGCGAAGGACGAGUGUGCUACUGCAAAGACCGCCGCCAAGUACACCUCGCAAUCCUUUGAUACAUACGAUGUCACGUCCAAGGCAGAGCAGGCUGCGAUCAUCAGUCUGAUGGCGUUUGAAAGUGUCGAUUUCAAGUAUAACAAGAACCAUUUCCCAGGUGUGCCGGGCCAGGGCACGCGCAACAUGCAAUCCCCGUCCUACAACAAAAAAUACGCCUCCUCCCUCCCAGAUCUCAAAGACAAGAUCGCCAAAGUCGCCAGUAACCCCGUUGAUCUUUUGGAUCUGCUCCGCGAUAACCACAGCUACGACUUCGGCUCUGGGGCGUGGUUCUUGACCACGCAGUGCUCCAAGGAGGUCCGGACUGCUUUGCAGACUGGCGGGGAGGAGGGGUGGCAGCGGUAUAUCAGUGAUUGUGUGGGUACGUCUGUUACGGAUGAGAGGAAGGAGUAUUGGCAGAGGGCUAUCAAGGCUCUUGGGGUGAAGAGUUCAUGA
Penicillium lagena is the source of this 657-nucleotide messenger RNA. RefSeq lists its product as uncharacterized. The record is from RefSeq and is a predicted model, not a curated record. Bases 1 to 657 code for a protein of 218 amino acids. Lineage: Eukaryota; Fungi; Ascomycota; Eurotiomycetes; Eurotiales; Aspergillaceae. The transcript has 2 exons.